Molecule: messenger RNA, 1091 nt
Organism: Neurospora tetrasperma FGSC 2508
Lineage: Eukaryota; Fungi; Ascomycota; Sordariomycetes; Sordariales; Sordariaceae
Exons: 4
Coding region: 118-990 (290 amino acids)
Molecular function (GO): acetylpyruvate hydrolase activity
Source: RefSeq, a predicted model, not a curated record
ACAAGCGGUGACUGAGAAUUGAAGUAUAAGUGUGCUCCCUGAAAUUAUCACUAUUCUUGUGCUGAACCAUUGUUUCAGUCCAUCGGUCUUUUGAAAGUUUGAAGAAACACAGAAAUCAUGUCGUUCAGCCGUCUCGUAAGAUUCGUCCCCAAGGGCGAUGACUCCAAGGUCCUCAUUGGCGAGCCCAUCGACAGCCAAGUCGACGUCGGCGCCGCCGUCCGCAAGGGUGGAGAUGUCGAAGUGAACGUCUACUCUGGCACCUCCGUUCUCGACGCCGGCUCUCCCACCGGCAACAAGGCCAUCAUCGGCCGAAUUCUCUCUCCUGUCACUGCCCAAGAGGCCGGCACCAUCCGCUGCAUUGGCUUGAACUACAAAAAACACGCCGAAGAAGCCAAAAUGUCCAUCCCCGAGAUCCCCACCCUCUUCCUCAAGCCCGCCACCGCCCUGGCCGACCCCUACCCGGCGCCCACGCCCAUUCCCAAGCACACCAUCGAGUCGGACUCGGCCGACUACGAGUCCGAGCUGGCCAUCAUUAUCGGCAAGGACUGCAAGAACGUCAGCGAAGCAGAAGCGCUCGACUACGUCCUCGGCUACACCGCCAGCAACGACAUUAGCAGCCGCGCGUCCCAGUUUGCGCAGACGCAGUGGUGUUACUCCAAGGGUUUCGAUGGCAGUUGUCCUAUUGGCCCGGUGUUGGUUAGCAAGGAGGUUAUUGGGGAUGUGGGCGGGCUGAAGGUCAGAGGGUUGAAGAAUGGGAAGGUGGUGCAGGAGAGUCCCUUGACUGACCUCAUCUUCUCGGUUCAAGAAAUCAUUAGCUUCUUGUCGCAGGGCACCACGCUGCCCAAGGGUACCGUUAUCAUAACCGGCACUCCGGCUGGUGUUGGCUUUGCUAAGAAUCCUAAGGAGUUGUUGCAUGAUGGUGAUGAGUUCGUGGUGGAGAUCUUGCCGCAUAUUGGCAGUCUGUAUAAUAUCAUGAAGAACGAGCAGUGAGAGGAGGAUUAGGUAUAAUGGACUGAUGUGAAAUGGUUUGAUUUAAUGACUUCAGGCUGGAAAAGAGCAGUUAGCAAAACAGCAAACCGGUAGUGCCAACG